This is a messenger RNA of Dermacentor andersoni, 2287 nucleotides long. RefSeq lists its product as uncharacterized. Gene Ontology annotation, molecular function: CoA-ligase activity. The record is from RefSeq and is a predicted model, not a curated record. Lineage: Eukaryota; Metazoa; Arthropoda; Arachnida; Ixodida; Ixodidae.
CGGCCACUGGAGUGCUGUGGGCUGCCGUGGCGUUUGCAGGCACCGCCGUUGGCCGACUCGCGGGGCCAGCUCCGUGGUCGCCGGCCCAAGGGACGGUUGCGGAGCGCGGACGUAAAAUUGUGCUACAGCUGCCGAGUCAACUGCAGAGGUACCAUGGCCGGGCUUCCCAUAACCGUGAGUCCUCGAGAUGCUCCACCACUGUCCCGACUACGGCGAAGCUCAAGCGCCGAGAAACUCAGACCGCACAUAGAAAACAACGUGCUGUACUCGCCUCAUGCCAAAGUCAACGUGCCGGUUUGUUCGAUAUACUCGGCCGUCAAGGCGUUCCUCAGCGCAGCCGGAUCCAAGCUUGCCGUGGUUGACUACUACCGCAGCUACACUCGCCAGGAGCUGCUGCGGGUCAUCGAACGUCACGCGGUGGGCUUCCAGUCACUGGGCGUGCGCAAGGGCCACCACGUGUGCAUUCACCUGCGCAACUCGGUCGACGCCUUCGUCACUGCCUUUGCGCUCGUGUUUGCCGGUGCCACGGUCGUCCUAUGCAACACCUCGCUCAAACACCGUGAGCUGUUGAUGCGGAUGACCAACAGUGAGGCGACGCACGUAGUCACAGACCCCCCGAACGCUGAGAAGAUUGGUAAAGUGUGCGACGAAGUCAGCAUGCCUGAAAAGAGCCGUUUCGUGCUGGGGGAGGCUGCGGGCUUCAUCUCAAUCCUCGGAUUUGAGCACAUGGAGGAGAAGGACUUCCGCGAGGUGGCCGUGCCAGACCCACGCAACACGCUGGCCGCCCUUGCCUACAGCUCAGGCACCGGCGGACUCGCCAAGGGCAUCGAGAUCACGCACUACUCCUUCGUCGCUAACAUGGUGCAGAACAAGAACUGCAUGGCCUCGGACGAGACUGACGUACUGCUGGCGUGGAACCCCAUCACGCACACGUGCGGCUUUCUGUUCACCAUGCUGGCAGCCUGCGUGGGAUCCACGUGCGUCGUCGUGUCGCCCGCGCUCACCUACAACCAGUUCAUCGACGUGUGCAACAAGUACCAGGUCUCGUCGCUGUUCGGCUUCCCGUCUCGCAUCCACCGGCUCAUGCAGGAAAUGCAGAGGUCGCGCGUCCGGCUCGAGUCCGUGCGCAAGCUAUGCAUCGCGGGCUGCUCGGUGACCGAGCCGCUGAUGCGCGAGGCGCUCGCGGUGUUCCCCAACCUGCGCAACUUCCGCAACUUGUACGGCGUCGCUGAGUGCUGCGGCCUGCUGGCUGCCCCGGGACAGGACGAGAUCAACUGCUCGGACGUCGGCUUCCCCACGCCGAACGUCGCGCUCAAGUUCGUCUGCCUCCAGACCGGGUGCGCCCUGGGACCGCACGAGCAUGGUGAGGUGACCUUCCGCACGGCCUCCAUGAUGCGCGGCUACUACAAGUUGCCGCGCGAGACUGCAGAGAUCGUGGACGCCAAUGGCUGGUGCCGAACGGGCGACCUGGCAUUCUACGACGAAUCAGGCCGUGUGCACGUCGUGGAGCGCCUCAAGGAGAUGAUCAAGUGCAUGGACAACCAGGUGGCGCCCGCCGAGCUGGAGGAACUGAUCUUGUCCAGCUGUCCGGCAGUGGCCGAGGUGGGCGUCGUGGGACUUCCUCAUCCCGAUUACGGAGAAGUGCCAACAGCAUUCGUCACUCGCAAACCAGGGCAAGACAUCUCCGAGAAGGAAAUCAAGAAGCUCGUGGCCGAAAACCUGGCCACGUACAAGCAGCUGCUGGGAGGCGUCUACUUCCCUGCCUCGCUGCCGCGCAUGGAGACCACGGGCAAGCUCUUGCGCUCUGUGCUUCGCAUGGACCCAAAUUACAGGAUGCGCAGCGAGCACCUGGCACCCUCCUGACCUGCGCAUGUCGGCAACCCUACCGGAGCAGCCAGCCCUCUCAUCCAAUCAACGUUCGCACUGAUAAAUUUCGCAAUCAUUUCGAUCCCUGCCAACAUUCGUUGUAGCCGAGUCCACGUCGCAUAGUCCUCACCUGGUGGGCGGAUGUGAAAGCCAGCGUAAGAGAUUCCUGGGGAUGUUUAGCUAGAAUGCGCACGAGCUGAGCUCGAUGACUGAGACUCAACGCGAUGCAAUUGCGAUCCCGCCCCGCCUCAAAGUGCUGACUACAAAUUCAUCAGCUUGUUCAUUAUGCAAUUCAUAAACUGCGCGGCGAUGAGAUGCGUCGGUACCUGAUAUAAUAUUCAUGCCUAUCUCUAGGCUUCGGUGAAUUUGACCGCUACCGCAUUUUGCAAUAAAAUUUCUUUACUAUACUUGCGGCAGCCGC